Prunus armeniaca (apricot) is the source of this 4551-nucleotide messenger RNA. Lineage: Eukaryota; Viridiplantae; Streptophyta; Magnoliopsida; Rosales; Rosaceae. The record is from the annotation of a GenBank genome assembly.
AUGGGGGAGGAUGACUCUUCUAACCCUCAUGGCGGUAGCACCACUGCUUCCUCCUUUCCUUCUCAACCAACCAUAGCCGAGCUGAGUGCCCAGGUGGCUCAACUAAUGCAGAUGCAAACUCAGACCUCGAACUUGAUCCUAACCCAGGAUCCUACCAAGACGACCCCGACCUCGACUCAGACGACGACCCCGACCUCGAAUCAGACGACGACCUUGAACCCGAAUCAGACAACGAUUCCGACGACGAUUACCUAUGAAGCUUCCGCUGCACAAAUUGGCAUAAAGUUGGAUGGCACCAACUAUGCCCUAUGGUCCCAAGUUGUAGAGUUGUAUAUCUCCGGCAAAGACAAAUUGGGAUAUAUUAAUGGUGAUCUUCCACAACCUCCUUUGACCGCUCCAACGUUUCCUCGCUGGCGCACCGAGAACUCUAUUGUAAAGGGAUGGCUCAUCAAUUCUCUAGAGCAGAGCUUGAUUGGCAAUUUCAUUCGUUUUCCGACGGCAAAAGCAGUGUGGGAUGCAAUUGCCACAACUUACUAUGAUGGCACUGACACCUCUCAGGUUUAUGAUCUGAAACGACGAGUCUCCCGUAUGCGACAAGCUGGCGGCUCUAUUGAAACCUAUUACAAUACUCUCCAAAGCUUAUGGAGAGAAAUUGAUUUCCGUCGUCCAAAUAUGAUGGAGUAUGAAAAUGAUAUCAAGCGGUAUAAUGAUAUUCUACAGGAAGAUCGAGUUUACAUAUUUCUGGAUGGCCUUGAUGAUCGUCUUGAUAAGGCCCGAAGUGAUGUUCUUCACAUGACUCCAUUCCCUACUGUGGACCAAGCUUAUGCCUAUGUUCGCCGUGAAGAUGUUCGACAAGCAGUGAUGAUGGGUUCAUCUGCACCCACUGGCGCUGGCUUAGCGGCGAAGAGUGCGCCUCGAUCAGGUCCCCCUACUCGUGCCGGACAGCCCCAUAAUUCCUCUACUCCAGCCCACCUUCAGAUCCAAUCAUAUGCUACUGCUGCUGGUGCGCCACCUCCUAAAACUAUCCCACCUUCUCGUCCCAAGGCUUCGACUGAUGGAAGUGGUUGCACGCACUGUGGCAAUCCCAAACAUACCCGUGACACCUGUUUUAAGCUGAAUGGUUAUCCUGAUUGGUGGGAGGACCUCCGCGCUCGCAAGCUCAGAGAAACUGCUAGUAAUUCCGGCCGUGCUGCUCUUGUUUCUACCGAACCCCAAUUAGCCUUGUUCCCGCAGGUAGACCCUACUGAUAGUCCUGCGCUUCCGGAUGUCUCAGGUAACUGCGGUUAUGCAUUUCAUACUUCUGAUAUACGAGAUACUACUGGUUGGAUAAUUGAUUCUGGCGCCACUGAUCAUAUGACCUUUGAUCCGAAUGAUUUUUUGCACACCACUACACCCCGCCGCACAAGUAUUGCCAAUGCAAAUGGAGUUACCUAUCCUGUAACAGGGGCCGGCACUGUCGCCCUUUCACCUUCUCUGUCCCUUUCUAAUACUCUCCUCGUUCCAUCUUUGUCCAAUAAAUUACUGUCUGUGAGCCAGGCAACUGAACAACUCAAUUGUUGUGCACUAAUUUAUCCAAAUUUUUGUUUGCUACAGGAUAUUCUCACCAAGGAGAUCAUUGGGCGUGGUACUAAAAGAGGGGGGUUGUACUAUGUGGAGGACUUCAGUAUGGGAUGUGCCAAUAGUGUAAAGCAUCCGUCUGAUGACAAGCACAGACAGAUUUGGCUCUGGCACCGACGUUUGGGGCAUCCAUCUUUUGGUUAUAUGAGACACUUAUUGCCCGAGUUGUUUUCUGUAUUUAAAGACUCAGAUUUUAAAUGUGACACUUGCAUUUUAGCCAAGAGUCACAGAGCAUCCUAUCCUUUAAGUAUGAAUAAAAGUAAUAUUCCUUUUGCUUUAAUUCAUUCUGAUGUUUGGGGACCCUCACCUAUUUCUACUCAUUCUGGUAUUCGUUGGUUUGUCACAUUCGUAGAUGAUUGUACACGGAUGACAUGGCUUUAUUUGAUGAAAAAUAAGAAUGAAGUGUUUUCCCUGUUUCAAUCCUUUCACAAACAGAUGGAAACACAGUUCAAUGCUCGAAUACAGAUUCUUCGCUCUGACAACGGUGGAGAAUUUGUCAAUCAUGAUUUUCAGACUUACUUCCAGACACAUGGCAUUAUUCAUGAGACAACUUGUCCCCAGACACCACAACAAAAUGGUGUUGCCGAACGAAAGAAUCAUCAUCUCCUUGAAACCGCCCGUGCUCUUCUCAUUGGUGGCCAUGUUCCUCGUCAUCACUGGGAUGAUGCUGUCAUCACUGCUGUCCACCUUAUCAACCGCAUGCCAUCUGGGGUCUUGAACUUCAAAACUCCAUUACAAGUGCUGGCGCAACAUGGGCCUCUACCAUCUAUUUUGGUGCUUACCCCUCGCAUUUUUGGCUGUGUGGCCUUCGUUCAUCUCCACAAAAAUCAACGAAGCAAACUUGAUCCUUGUGCGCUUCGUUGUGUUUUUUGGGUUAUGCCACUCAUCAAAAAGGCUACCGAUGGGGAGAUACCGAGUGAAGAGCUCAAUUGGAGCAGCUUGGAAAACGAAGAUAUUAACGAAGAUAUUCAUCUAUGCACAAAGAUUGCUCUCGGCCAAGAAACAAUAACAAUCGAUCGUCCCGAGUCUGGCACGUGCGAAUGCCCUCUGCCAAACAACGAUCAAUCGCCUACCCCUUGCAAAGCUGUUUUUUAUUCGAGUCAUACUCCUACAGACAACUCAGAACAACAAGAUGAAGACCCCCCCUCUCACUCAACAGUACCAACGGACCAAUCUCCUGAGAAUAUCUUUGAGGUAAAUACUCCUACUAGACUUGUGCCUUUAGAGGAUAAAACUAUUAGAUAUCAAUUACCUUUCAGGCAAAAUCGUGGGAAGCCACCAAACCGUUAUUCACCUGAUAUUGACAAGGCAUCCAAAUAUCCAAUUGCAAAUCAUGUAUCCACUGAGAAGCUGCCUGAACCACUCAAGGCUUUUGUGCAUCAGUUGUCUGCUAUCCAGAUUCCAACCAAGGUCUCUGAAGCAUUGAAAGAUCCUAAGUGGGUCCAAGCUAUAAAAGAGGAGAUGAGAGCUCUUGAGAAAAAUCAGACUUGGACAUUACAGACUAUACCACGAGGAAAAAAGACUAUCGGAUGUAGGUGGGUGUUUACUAUAAAACACAAUGCAGAUGGAUCUAUCGAGCGAUACAAGGCAAGACUUGUGGCAAAAGGGUACACACAGACCUAUGGUAUAGACUAUGAAGAAACCUUUGCACCAGUUGCAAAGUUAAAUACCGUCAGAGUCUUAUUGUCCCUUGCAGCUAAUUUGGAUUGGCCACUACACCAGUUUGAUGUAAAGAAUGCUUUUCUACAUGGCGAACUCGCGGAGGAGGUGUACAUGGACAUUCCUCCUGGAUAUAAUACUACUCAGACUGGAACAGUUUGCAGGUUACGAAAAGCAUUGUAUGGAUUGAAACAGUCACCACGUGCAUGGUUUGGACGGUUCACCAUGGCAAUGAAGAAUAAUGGUUUCAAACAGUGCAACUCAGAUCAUACUCUGUUCUUGAAACAUCGGAAAGGGAAGGUAACAGCAUUAAUAAUCUAUGUUGAUGAUAUGAUUAUUACUGGGAAUGAUAAACAGGAAAUAUCACAGCUACAAGACUAUUUGGCUACUGAGUUUGAGAUGAAGGAUCUAGGUGGACUCAAGUAUUUCUUGGGAAUUGAGGUUGCUCGAUCGCAGCAAGGCAUAUUUCUAUCUCAAAGGAAAUAUGUCUUGGACUUGUUGACAGACACAGGAAUGCUAGAUUGCAAACCUGCGGACACUCCUAUUAUUCAAAAUCAUCAUCUUGGAGAAUAUCCUGAUCAAGUUCCAACUAACAAAGAAAGAUACCAAAGGUUAGUGGGAAGAUUGAUCUAUUUGUCACAUACUCGACCAGACAUUGCUUAUGCGGUGAGCGUUGUCAGUCAAUUUAUGCACUCUCCAAGUGAAGACCACAUGAAUGCAGUUCUUCGGAUACUUAGAUAUUUGAAGUCUGCACCUGGAAAAGGACUUAUGUUCUCAAAGCAUGGUCAUCUAAAUAUUGAUGGUUAUUCAGAUGCAGAUUGGGCAGGUAAUGUAACAGAUAGAAAAUCCACAUCGGGUUACUUCACAUUCGUGGGAGGUAAUUUGGUGACAUGGAGAAGCAAGAAACAGAAUGUAGUAGCUUUAUCCAGUGCAGAAGCCGAGUUCAGAGGUAUGACUAAAGGGAUUUGUGAACUUCUUUGGUUAAGAAAGUUGCUUACUGAACUUGGGUAUAAACCUACAUCCACAAUGAAUCUCUUUUGUGACAACAAGGCUGCUAUAGCCAUUGCACAGAAUCCAGUUCAGCAUGAUCGUACUAAACAUGUUGAGGUGGAUCGACACUUCAUCAAACAGAAGCUUGAGGCUAAAGUGUUUCAAUUUCCUUUUGUGAAAUCCGAGGAUCAAUUGGCGGAUAUUUUGACAAAGGCGAUUUCCAGUAAAGCAUUCCACAAUUCACUGGAUCAGUUGGGCAUUGGCGACAUCUAUGCACCAACGUGA